Toxotes jaculatrix (banded archerfish) is the source of this 1602-nucleotide messenger RNA. It is a transcript of the gene ppp1r1b, whose product is annotated as protein phosphatase 1, regulatory (inhibitor) subunit 1B. Bases 320 to 913 code for a protein of 197 amino acids. The record is from RefSeq and is a predicted model, not a curated record. Lineage: Eukaryota; Metazoa; Chordata; Actinopteri; Toxotidae. Gene Ontology annotation, molecular function: protein phosphatase inhibitor activity. Gene Ontology annotation, biological process: intracellular signal transduction. Gene Ontology annotation, cellular component: cytoplasm. The transcript has 5 exons.
GACGUGCCUCAUUCAACUCCUGCUGCACAGGUAGUGAGGGAGGGAAGAAGAGUGUGAGAGGGAGAACAGGAGAGGUAAAGGAGACCGUUAGAGAGAGACAGAGGAAGGGUGGUGGAAAGAUAGAGUCAGUUCACUUUGAUUUUUUUUUUCUAAGAGAAGAAGAAGCAGUCAGGGUGUGAAGGAGUGGGGCAGGAGAGAGAAGACAAGUUUUCAGGUGUGGGACUACCCAGCAGUGGGAGGUUCCUCCAGGGAGGUUAUAGUGAUCUUCGGCAGCGACCCCUCCUCUCCACUGGGAGUCAGACCCCCAGGAUCCAGAGCCAUGGAGCCCUCCGUGUCGACCGAGGUCGAGGGGGAGCCCAAGGAGAGGAAGAAGAUCCAAUUUGCUGUGCCGGCCUCUGCGCCCACCAACCUGGACCCCCGGCAAGUGGAGAUGAUCCGGCGCCGGAGGCCCACACCCGCCACGCUGUUCAGAGUAGCCGACCAAUCUUCUCCUGAGGAUGAUCAGUCCACCCAUCAGGUAAAGUGGGUCGUAGGAGAGAACGGAGUGCUCAAACCAAAACGAGUAAAUCCAAACGUAUAUCAGCCUCCAUCACUCAAAGCUGUGCAGAAGAUGGCUGAAGCACAUAUGCAGAACCUAGGUGUCUAUCCUCCUCUGGAAGACCCUUGUGAAGGGGAGGAGGAUGAGGACCACUGGCAGGGAGAGGAGGGAGAGGACACAUCUCCCACCAAAGCUGCUGAUCACCAAGAGACAGCGACCACUGAGCAGUCAGACAAGUUUUCCAGCGUGAGAGAGACGGCCAAGCAGAUCCAAGCAGCACAAGAGGAAGUGGAGGAGGAAGAGGAGGAGGAGGAGGAGGAGGAGGGGGACAAAAGUGAGGCAACAACAGAGGAGAACAGUCGAGGGAGUAACUGAGAGAAAGAGAGAGUGGGGGCAAACGUUCGGAGGGAAGAUUUGGGGAGAGUGAAGGUGUUUGUUUUUGGUUAAAAUCUGAAGAACUCGGAAAAAUGAUGAGAUGAUUGUAUUGUGAAUGUUUGAAUUUGUGGAGUCUGAAUGCAGAAGGGAGGAAGAGAGAUGGGUCGACUGAAUGAUAGAUACUUCAGCAUGUGAGCAAGCAACGAUUUCUGUUCUACUUCACCUCUAAAGGGUCAGAUGGAUUAAAGAGGGGACAGAGAGGGAGCUUGUGUAUUAGGAGCCCCAAUGAGCAGGUGAGGAAUGAUCUACUGACAGUGCAGACUACAGACGCCACUUUGGCCCAAUGUCCCUUUGUUUAUAAUGAGAGUUGAGGAGCCAAGGUCAGCAUGGCCAAAUGUCGUGUAAGACCACUCCUCUCUCUUCCUUAAUGCUUCUGCACAGAGCUCAGUGUUCCUGAGCUCUGUAAUAACAACCACAAUGUACACACAGACAGUAUAAACUGUCCUGGGCACAGCUUUAACAAAGACAGUCUUUAAAUGUGUGUAGUACAUGUGCCACUUUAUUUUGAAACCACCGCCUCCAUCAUGGUUCUGAUUUGCACCUUGUUCAUCAGUCAACCCUUUGAUUAAAUGUGCAUAUGCUGCCAUCAUGUGGUAGAAAGUAGGAACGACAGAUUUAAAGUGAUACUC